Saccostrea cuccullata (small rock oyster) is the source of this 1796-nucleotide messenger RNA. RefSeq lists its product as uncharacterized. The coding region runs from base 371 to 1597 and encodes 408 amino acids. Lineage: Eukaryota; Metazoa; Mollusca; Bivalvia; Ostreida; Ostreidae. The record is from RefSeq and is a predicted model, not a curated record. The transcript is spliced from 4 exons.
UUUUUUUCAGAUGGAGAUAUCUUCAGUUCUUUGCCGAAAAAACACUAAUUGUGCACUCGUUGAAAUUUACAUUGCUCUUGGUCUAACGGCUGUAUCCUGGCUUCUUAUCCUUAUAAUUCAGCAUUGCUUCAAAGAAAUUUUUAAAAAUUUACUUGAACCCAGCAUUACCAGCGAAGAGGGAACCAUCAACGUUUCAUUCAAUAUAUUUUCAAUUUCGAAUAGUGAUGGAAAUGGCUUGCUAGUAGCAUCCUUUUUUUAAAUUGAGUCAAAUGAAUCGUGUUGUGCGUGUUGUGCUCCAUGGUGUAAAUGUAUAGGACACUGUAUCAAUUUUAUUGUAGAUAAGGUCUAUCGAUUGUUUUAUGCAGUUUUGAUGAUAAUUAAUAUCUUUGAUUUCUGGGCAGACUUCUUUCUUCUUUUUAAAUUUAUAUUCUUACUAGAUUCGAAAACAACUGGACUACUUUUAUUACCAGGAAGUUUAGCAUGGUUUUUAAAUGUAAUAUUAAUAAGAUCAUUCUAUAAAAUUGCAAUGAAGGAUUUACAGAAGGAACCAUCCGAGGAAACACAAAUGAAAUCAUCUGAGGAGUCACGAACGGAAUUAUCUGAGGAGUCAAGAGAGAAGUCUUGUACAUGUAGGCCUGAGGAUGUUAACUUAUUUCUCAUCUGGAUUUUAGCAGUUAUUCCUAAGGUUUAUCUAUACGGGUGGUUGACGAUCGUAGGAAAACAAACAUGGAGUAAAAGAUGGUAUCUUCAAGCUUUAACAUUUCUUCAUCUAAUUGAAAUUUGUAUAGAAGGAUUUCCUCAGUUUCUUAUUGAAUAUAAUGAAAUGGACAUGGACCUUUUUCUUCAAAGACCCCUGAAUCAUGAAAAAUGGGCCAUGUUGGCGUCUUUAUUAGGGGUAACCGUCAGCAUUGCUAGUGUAUCUUUUACACUAGACGAAGAAGAAGAUGUUCGGGAUGCAUAUUAUCAGGUGAAAGAGAAAGGAACGAUUUCAAAAGUAGCAGCUGAUUACUGGGAUAUGCCUGAUUGUAAACGUAAUGGAUGCUGCACUUGUCUAGGUCAAACCUUGUUUGUUUCCAUUCCUUGCAAAAUUGCAUGUUUUCUAGAGAAGAUGUUUGAUGUAAUAACUCGGUGGUUCCUAUAUGUAUUAUUUAUUCAAGCUUUUCCGUGGUGGUCCCUUCUUAUUCUCUUAAGCGCGUAUGCUUUAAUGAACUAUCUUUCCUCUGGCUGUUUGUAUUUAUAUGAUGGUAUUACAAAGGAUGGGUUGAAUGCAGAACAAUAUACAAAAUUUGGGUAUUAUAUAGGAAUGAUAGCAAAUGUUGUAUUUUCUUUCGACUGGAGAUUCUACGUGACAAAGCGUAGAUUCCUGUCAAUUAUAUAUUUUAUUGUACAACAUCAUAUUGUCAUACUGGUUUUGUAUUUCGCUUUUUUCCAGGAUUUUUACAGAUUUAUGAUUGUUGUAUUUACAUUUCUUGGAAAUGUCAUUCUCAAAUUAAUUCGACAUUUAUUUCGAAGGUGUUUUCGGGGUAUGUUGAAAAGAGUAAUGGAGAUAAACUUACUGAACCAUUCUCUCAAUAUCGACAUAAAUAUCAUAUCAUAACGAUUUUCAAAAGAAAAAAAAAUAGAUCUUUUUAAAUCGUAUCAUGUUUUGUAGUGUAAAGCACUUAAAAAAGGCUUUACAAAGAUAAGUGGAGUCGACUCUCAGAGUCUGAAAAUAUCACGUACUUAUUUUCUAUUGACAUUUCUGAUAAUUUGAUGCAUAUGCGUAUCGUGAAAUCAUACUAAUUCUGUUAUUAUAU